Annulohypoxylon maeteangense is the source of this 984-nucleotide messenger RNA. RefSeq names its product Isochorismatase hydrolase. The transcript has 3 exons. Lineage: Eukaryota; Fungi; Ascomycota; Sordariomycetes; Xylariales; Hypoxylaceae. Bases 152 to 934 code for a protein of 260 amino acids. The record is from RefSeq and is a predicted model, not a curated record.
CUAAGACAUAUGUCGCUAUCCCCACUAGGAAUUAGAAAAAUUGUCUCAAAAUACUAGUAUUUCCAUAGAUGCUUACAUAGAUCAAUGCAUCGCGUCCUAUUCUCAAUUACAACUCAUUUCUUCAUGUAACCAGAAUUAGGAAACCGUAAGCAUGCGGCCAUCCACCAUAUCCUGUACACUUGCUCUUGGCGGCCUGGGGUCAGCGAUUCCGUACUCGAACAGGCUGCAUAAAAACACGGCCCUCGCCAUCAUCGACGUGCAGAACGACUUUAUCAAUGGUUCAUUGGCUAAUCCGCGGGCGCCUGUGAUUCUGCCUAAGAUCUACCAGCUUCUGGACAAUCAUGAAUGGCCAUUCAUCGUUGCAUCACAAGACUGGCACCCCCGGGGACAUGUCUCAUUCUUUUCAAGCCAUCCGGGUGCGGUAUCCGGGGACUCGGUGAACGACAGCUUCGUAGACACCCCCACCAAAAUCGAAACGCAGAUGCUCUACGCAGACCACUGCAUUCCAGAGACCUGGGGCGCCCAAAUCGAGAGCGGUGUCCAGACUCGGCUGCAUCUGAUCGAAGGGUACCGUAGCCCCGUCAAUUACAUCAAGAAGGCGCAGGACCACCGCGUGGACUCAUACUCAGCCUUCGCGGAUAACCAGUACCAUCGGUUUACGACUCUGCACUCGGAGCUGGGGUUGCACAGCAUCGAAACUCUUAUCGUCACCGGGCUCUUGACCAAUGCAUGUGUGCGCGGCACCAGUAUCGAUGGGAUUAAGCUAGGAUACGAAGUCAUUCUCAUCGAGGACGCGACCGAGUCUACAAGCGCCGAGGACAAGGAGGCUGCAAUUAAAGAAUUGGAGGGUUGGGGCGUGCAGGUUAUGAAUUUGACCACUUGGGAGAAUGCGAAUCCGACGCCUGUUAAGUUAAGGAGGAGAAGCGAAUUGUGAUUUAGGUUCUGCCUGACUAAUCUCUUCAUAUGCUCAAUGUUAUGUAAGCC